Neurospora tetraspora is the source of this 969-nucleotide messenger RNA. RefSeq lists its product as uncharacterized. The record is from RefSeq and is a predicted model, not a curated record. The coding region runs from base 192 to 806 and encodes 204 amino acids. Lineage: Eukaryota; Fungi; Ascomycota; Sordariomycetes; Sordariales; Sordariaceae. The transcript has a single exon.
ACUGGUGCUGCAAGAGAUUUGUCUCUCCAGAGGGCCGGGCCGAAAGUUUUUUGGCCGGUGGCCUCUCCAAUCAACUGAAUCACUAGUGUACAAGGGACUUCGCUGCCAACCAGGAAAGCAAGCUACACUACUGAUAGCUAGACUCUCUAGAGAAUAGGAAAAGAAGGGCUGCAAUAAACCAGUGGCUGGGAAUGGAGCUUUUGUCGAUCUCGACCUUCUCCCUCUUUUUCUGGCGGCAGAAGCACAUGCAGCUUUCGACAUUUGGAUUUGCCCAUCCAUCAGUCAUCACAGAUUCACAGGUUCUCACGAAUCGCAAAACUCCAAUAUGCGCGGAUCGUGAGUCGCAUGAGGGUCGCAUGAGGUUGUGGCAGUUUUGGAUUCGAUUCGAGGCCCGUUCAGUGCGCCUCUCGCCUGGGCUUUCAGUCGACGUCCACUCGAUAAGAAAGCAAAAUUUCCAAUCUCCUACUCAGUCUAGACCGGAAUUGAUCCCGUGGCCUAUCCAUCCAUCCAUCCAUCACCCAGGCUUCCCCGCCGAUCUGAAGAAAUCAGCUAUCGUCAAAAGCGCCACCAACCGCGGACCAUGCUCCGGUUCUGGCAAUUUGGGUAAGGCUGUCGGGACUCGGCGGACCCAAGGGAGGGUCUGGGUUCUGGGUUUCUUGACUCUUCUCUUGAGCAAUUCAGGCAAGUCGUUCGAUCGGGCCUUCGAGGGUGUCGGGGUGUCAAAUGGCAAUGGUGUGAUGUAUGGUGGAAAUGAGAUAUGUGACUCCCAGUCGCUCUCAAAGGCUUUCCUAAGACCCUUUACAUAGAACUUCACGACAAGCCCUAUCAAAACCCGGGAAAGCCCCCUCCCUCCGUCAGAGACGGAGACAUCUUCGGAUGCAGAACACUGGCCGUUGAAUGGUCAAGACAGUCCAAGUGGGUGGUGGAGAACCAAUGUGUGUCGACAUGGUCUGUAUAGAGGGCUGAAAG